Molecule: messenger RNA, 1581 nt
Organism: Fusarium vanettenii 77-13-4
Lineage: Eukaryota; Fungi; Ascomycota; Sordariomycetes; Hypocreales; Nectriaceae
Exons: 4
Coding region: 1-1581 (526 amino acids)
Biological process (GO): meiotic cell cycle; positive regulation of transcription by RNA polymerase II
Cellular component (GO): nuclear chromosome
Molecular function (GO): DNA-binding transcription factor activity; DNA binding
Source: RefSeq, a predicted model, not a curated record
AUGUCCACCUUCAACUCAAUGCCGGGGCUGCCAACAGGCGCCUCCGCCAGCGAAUCCAUGGCCAUGAAUCUCAGCUCCGGACAGUCCCAGAACAUGGGAAUGGACGUCUUUGACCAAGAUCUAACCUUUGACGAAUCACUACUUGACGGAACCGCGUUACCGAACCUCCCCUUUGGCAGCUCGUACGACCUAGAUGCCUUCUCAACAACCUUUGAAGAUCCAUUCUCCUACUCGUCGCGACCUUACGAGCCUACGCCCCACCAAGAUGUCCUGCAUGAAGAAUCCUCCCCCCAGGAGCCUGACAAUAAGCUCCUGGGCUUCUCUGCCCCGGUCUCGAGCGCCACUAUCAUCAACGAGAAUAACCAGUUUGUCGAGGCAAACAUGACUGCCGAGUUAUACGGCAUGUUCUUUGUGGCCGAGGACGUCUUUGGCGGCGAUUCGACGGGACGGCCUCUCGAGUUGACGUGUUAUCGACGCAAUCUGUGGCAGUGCUCGGGGCAGAUCACCCUUCCCCGGAUGAUCACCAAUAUCAUGAAUGAGCAGGGGCAACACGUUCAAAUAUUCGAGCUUAUGGCAUCCAUUACCGCCGUCGAAUCCAUCGAGGGGAAAUCUACCGAGAUUAUAUCUAUCCCCUGGAAGAAUGCAAACCCACAAGGAGGGGAAGACACAAAAGCUGUUUCCGCUCCACCCAAUAUCACUCUUGAUCUUUCAACAGGUCAGGAACUAGACGCGCAUCGAGUAUCUCUGCCCGUGUCCUGGAAAAGACUCCAGUUCAAGCACGCCACCGCCAACAACGGCCGAAGAAAGGGCUUGCAGCAACAUUACGUUGUCAAGAUCAGCCUCCUAGGCAAAACACAGACAGGGGAGUUUGUCAAAAUUGCCGAGAUACAGUCUGGUCCAGUCAUUGUACGAGGCCGGAGCCCGAGGAACUUUGAUAGCAGAAAGGACGUUCCCCUGACGGGCGACAAGCGAUUCGAUAGAAGAAGCACAUCAACCUCCAAUGCUGAUCAACCAACACUAAAGUUGGAGCGAGAGAAUUCUCAAGCUUUCCCACAAAGAUUUCCUUCCGCUAGCAGCCAAACUAACGACUGGACAACACCCCAGCCCCUAUCUCACCCAUUACCCAGCCCUCAGCCGCAAGCCAGCCCUCAUCCCGCCAAGCGAGUGGCUCUAUCACCAACAAUGGCGAGGCCACCAAUUCCAGCUUGGUCAAACGACUCCAGUAGCUCUGCUAAAGCACAGACUACCCACAACAGCAGAAGCUCGGCAUCACGGCAAAACACUUCUCUCCCAAUUAACCUAUCCUUAUCAGAGGAUGAGAGAAGUCCAAAUCGCUCCAGUGCUGAGCUACAUAGUCCCAACUCGGGCAAGAACCAUUCCACGACAGGUGUAAACCGGGAAGCCAGCCCUGCAGAAGAGGCUGACCCGCUGUAUGAGUACUUCCCGCUGACGGUGGACGAUUGGAUGCCACCCGUCGAUGCCGUCUACAGACCGCACGUGGUCCAUCACACCAUCAUGCCACCCGAGAUGAAGGCGCAGCAGUUGAGGAGCAAGGCGAAGCGAUAUUUCGCCCCGGAGUAA